Lactuca virosa is the source of this 2385-nucleotide messenger RNA. Lineage: Eukaryota; Viridiplantae; Streptophyta; Magnoliopsida; Asterales; Asteraceae. The record is from the annotation of a GenBank genome assembly.
AUGCUCCAUGGAAGACGAAGAACAGCAUCACAUAGCAAACCCCUUUUUCGAAAUCCACUUAUUCGAAGCAAAACCACAAUUAUUCGACCCAAUACUUCAAAAUCAAAACUGGGCACCUUCCUCCUCGUUGCUUCCAUUGUAAAAUCCCUCUCCGAGCCCGGGGGUACUCGUAACCUUAACAAUGAAGAAUCGAGUUUGAUUUCACUCUCUGAGCCACUCGUUCUUCAAAUCCUCAGAAGAAGCUCUCUUGAUGUAUCCAAAAAGAUUGAUUUUUUCAAGUGGUGUUCUCUCAGACAUAACUACAAACACUCGGCGGGCACUUACUCUCAGGUACUCCAAACCCUCUGUAUAAACCCCGUGAUACAUAAAAAUGACAUCUUUGAGUUUCUUGCCUCCAUGAAUCGAGAAGGCGUGGUUCUUGAUUCGUCAACAUUCAAAUUCCUCCUCGAUUCUUUCAUAAAGUCUGGUAAUUUCGAUUCUGCUCUCGAAAUACUGGAUCACGCGGAGAAUAUAUUGGAUAGAUUAAACCCCGAUGUUUACAACUCUGUUCUCAUUGCCCUUAUCCGUAGUAAUCACCUAACCAUGGCUCUAUUUACAUUCUUUAAGCUCUUGGAUUCCAUCACAGAUGAAAACAAGAAUUCUAUGGAUGCUGCGACUUGUAAUGAGCUGCUUGUAGCCUUAAGAAAGGCAGAUACUAGAGCAGAAUUCAGAAAUGCUUUCGAUAAGUUAAGGGAAAAGAAGAAUUUCCCUAUGGACGUGAGGGGUUAUAAUAUAUGUAUUCAUGGGUUUGGUAAUUGGGGAGAAUUGGAAUCAUCAUUGAAUCUUUUCAAGGAGAUGAAAGAAAAGAGCUUGUUUGCUCCUGAUUUGUGCACUUACAACAGUCUAAUUCAAGCUCUCUGCUUCAAUGGAAAAGUGAAUGAUGCUCUUAUUGUUUUUCAAGAAUUGAAAACAUCAGGACAUGAGCCAGAUCCCUUCACUUAUCGUAUAAUCAUGCAAGGCUGCUGUAAAUGUUACAAGAUAAAUGAUGCCACAAAGAUCUUUACUGAAAUGCAGCAUAACGGGUUUCUUCCAGAUACAAUUAUAUACAACUCUCUCCUUGAUGGGUUUCUGAAAUCAAGAAAACUUACAGACGCAUGCCAACUGUUCGAUAAAAUGUCUGAUGAUGGAGUUAGGGCUUCUUCCUGCACAUACAAUAUAUUGAUUGAUGGGUUGUUUAAAAACAGAAGAGGUCAAGCUGCAUACGCAUUGUUUGGUGAUUUAAAGAAGAAAGGUCAAUUCGUGGAUGGAAUCACUUAUUCCAUUGUUAUAUUACAUAUCUGUAAAGAAGGAAUGAUUGAUGAAGCUUUGGAAUUGGUAGAAGAGAUGGAAUCAAGAAACUUUGUUGUCGAUUUAGUCACAAUAACUCAUCUUUUAUUAGCUUUUAACAAAGAAGGAAGAAGAGGUUGUGAAGAAAGACUCAUGAAACACAUCAAAAACAGUAAUCUAAUGCCAACUCUUCUUAAAUGGAAAGCUAACAUGGAAUCAUCAAUGAAAGAUCCACAAACCAGAGAAAAAGAUUCCACCUUUAUGUUUCCCAUGAAAGGAGACUUUAAAGAAAUCUUAUCUUUAAUAACACAAAACACAAAUCCUUCAAGAAAACACACCAUUGACAUUAACCCAUGGUCAUCAUCUCCAUACAUGGAUCAUUUAGCUGAUGAAGCAAACUCCAACAAACAAAUAUUAUCAUCAUCAAAAGGGAAACGAGUUCAAGAAAAGGGUAAAAACAUAAAUUCAUUCGAUGUUAACAUGAUGAAUACAUACAUAUCUAUAUAUCUAACAAAAGGAAAACUCAGUUUAGCCUGCAAAUUGUUUGAAAUAUUUACCGAUUUAGGCGUUGAUCCUGUUUCCUACACUUACAAUUCAUUAAUGAGUUCAUUAGUGAAAAAAGGGUAUUUGAAUGAGGCGUAUGGGGUUUUUUCUGAAAUGGGAAACAAGAAGGAUAGUGCUACUGCUGCUGACGUGGCAACCUACAAUAUGAUAUUUCAGGGGUUGGGGAAGAUGGGGCGUGCUGAUCUGGCGAGUGCUGUUUUGAGAAGACUGACAGAUGGAGGUUUUGUUGAUUUGGUGAUGUAUAAUACUUUGAUUAAUGUAUUGGGAAAAGGUGGAAGGUUUGAUGAGGUGAAUAGGGUUUUAGAGGAGAUGAAGAGAAAUGGGAUAAACCCUGAUGUUGUUACUUAUAAUACACUUAUUGAAGUUAAUAGUAAAGCAGGAAGAUUGAAAGAAGCUCAUAAGUUCUUGAAGAUGAUGGUGGAUGCAAAUUGUGCUCCAAAUCAUGUUACUGAUACAACUUUGGAGUUUUUAGAGAAAGAGAUUGAGAAACAGACAAAGAAACAGAAAUCAAAGUGA